This is a messenger RNA of Mycetomoellerius zeteki, 2482 nucleotides long. RefSeq names its product solute carrier family 2, facilitated glucose transporter member 1. Bases 862 to 2439 code for a protein of 525 amino acids. Gene Ontology annotation, molecular function: hexose transmembrane transporter activity. Gene Ontology annotation, cellular component: membrane. NCBI's taxonomy places the organism in Eukaryota, Metazoa, Arthropoda, Insecta, Hymenoptera, Formicidae. The transcript is spliced from 8 exons. Gene Ontology annotation, biological process: monosaccharide transmembrane transport. The record is from RefSeq and is a predicted model, not a curated record.
UUAGUCACUUUCUGUGAAUCUUCAAGAUAAAAUAAAUCUUCAACUAGCACGUGUGGGUAACUAAAUCGUGAAAAUAGAGCCUGAUGUACAAUUAAUUACAAGGUCAUAAACGAGUAACCGUUUUUUGUCAUGUCGCAAUACAUGAGCGUUGCAUCAAUUAAAUAUACGUAAUAUACAUACGUACAUAAUUAUAACUGCGAGUUGAGUAAUGAGACAUAGAAAUUUCAUUUUAAUAUUAUGCUUUUUCUAUUGCGACGUUUCGAGUUCUUCAAAAGUGAUUUGACAGUAAAAUACAACGUUACUUUCGCAUUUCGUUUUGUGUAUUAAGCUUUCUACAAAAAAGCCAUUACCUAAGCUUAAAGUCUGAAGCCGUAAGAAAUUGACUAAUCACAGUCGAGUAUGAGAGGGAUAUAAUCGACUAUAAUUAAUUGUUCAAUUUUUUUAAGACUUAAAGUUUAGAAGUUUAGAUAAUGGCUUUCUCAGAAGGACAAUUAUGUUUCUACACACGCGCGCUUAUACUUGUAUACACAGAUCUAUGUUACGUGUGCACGCUGCCUAAAUGCGUCUGCGCGUAUGUUUGCGCGUUGUCUAAAUCAAAUGGGACAACCAGGGACAACGGUAUUGGCUGUCCGCGAUCGCUAUCGUCAGCCAGUAUACGGCACACGCGGCAACGCGGCAACGCGGCAACGCGGCCGUGACAAUCAAAAGACGCGGAAGGAAUUAGGAACCGCGCGUAGUGGCGAUCUGCCGAUUAGUCAGAUUGUAGUCCACGUCGGCAUCGGUUGAUACUGUGCACUUUGUGUUAUACGCUCUUGAGAAUCUCUGAACGCGCGUCGCGAACUUUGUUACGUGCCGGACAAUAUGAAAGACACAAUAGACGAGAAUCAAGAGACCGACGUGUCCGCGCUGUGCCUCGACGUAUCAAAAGUGAAAUCGUUGGCCGGAGAACCACGGAAGUCUGAGUGUAACAAUGCACACGAUGCCGACCCUGGUGGAUGGACCUCGUUGCUGGUACUGGGCGGUGCCACUUGCUGCCUGGGAUCAGCAUUACCAGCAGGAUAUAACUUAGGUGUCAUGAACAAUCCUGCUCAUCUUAUGCAAUCGUUCUGCAAUGAUAGUAUCAGGGAAAGAUAUAAUGUACAAUUGUCCAGCCAUGAGCUCCAGGUUCUCUGGUCCGCCAUAGUGUCAGUUUUUCUUAUCGGAGGUGUGUCUGGGUCUUUAAUCGCUAGCUGGUUGAGCGACAGAUUCGGACGGAAAGGCGCGCUGAGCAUUGGAAAUGUUUGCGGGAUUGUAGGAGCCGUUCUGUUCAUGUUCGUACGAAUUAUGAACUCAGUUGAGCUUUUUCUGCUUGGCCGAGUGAUUGUCGGACUUUCCGGUGGUCUAGCUACUGCUUUGCUCCCGAUGUACAUGACUGAAAUAGCACCUUUAAAAUUGAGAGGUGCUGUCGGGGUCUUGUGUCAAUUGGGUAUCACCUGCGGCGUACUGAUGGGCCAAAUUGCCGGGCUCGAAACUGUCCUGGGCACUCCUGAGUCCUGGCAUAUAAUGUUAGCAUCUUUCUCACCGCUAUGCCUCGCUGCAUUAUUAUUAACUGUACUGACUUUGCCGGAAAGUCCAAAGUAUCUGUACAUAAUCAGAGGAGAACAAGGAAUGGCUCUUAAAGAGCUCAGUCGUUUGCGCAACAUGGACAUAAUGCUCCUGCAAAACGAGAUCGCUAGCUUGCAACAAGAAUUAGCGACAAGAUCAGCAAGUGAAACGUGGAGCAUUAAGCGCGUGUUGAGAGAACCGACUGUGAGAUUAGCUCUGUUCUUAGUGUGCCUCCUGCAAUUUGGUCAGCAACUUAGUGGUAUUAACGCGGUUUUUUAUUACUCAAACACGAUAUUCCUCAGUGCUGGCCUGGGAAUUGCCGGUGCUCAAUAUGCGACUCUAGCCACUGGUGUUGCAAAUAUGGGGAUGGCGGUGAUUUCUGUGCUGGUAAUGUCACUAUUUAGCAGAAGAAAAGUAUUGUUCCUGAGUUGUUACUUAUGCAUAGGAUGCCUUCUCUUUCUGAAACUCUCUAUUGCACUAAUUCACAAAGGCUCAUUCAUGUCAUGGCUUUCCACCGUUUUGGUACUGGUGUACGUUAUAUCUUACGGUAUCGGUCUCGGUCCUAUACCGUAUUUCAUCGGUUCCGAAUUGUUCGAUGUAGGUCCUAGGCCUUCCGCUAUGUCGUUAGGCAGCAUGUUUAAUUGGGGAGGCAACUUCCUCGUCGGGAUGAUGUUCCCUUCGUUACAGGCUGCGAUCGGCCCGUACGUCUUUCUGAUCUUCGCUGGGUGCAUACAGAUCUUGGUGAUAAUCAAUCAGACCUACUUGCCUGAAACGCGAGGUCGAAACACGACCGAAAUAGCGGCAGCUAUGACUCAAGGCUUCAAAUCAAAACCGAAUGCAACAUUCGCUGCGUAGACUGAAUGUUUGCAAUUCGACCAAGUACUUUUUAUACAGUUUU